Molecule: messenger RNA, 2811 nt
Organism: Prorocentrum cordatum
Lineage: Eukaryota; Dinophyceae; Prorocentrales; Prorocentraceae
Source: the annotation of a GenBank genome assembly
AUGAGCCACUCGAGCGCAGCCGCCUCAGCAGGCGGCAAGGAAGGGCUUACAGACGCAGACAUCGACAAGAUCGCGGGCAGGGUGGCCCAGAUGAUACGGCUGGGCACAGGGACAUCUCCGGCCUCGGCGCCACCUGAGAGCGCACCCAACCUCCAGGGGCUCGCCGGUCAAGAUCAGAGCGCGGCUCCAUCUCACGAGGCGGGCUGGAGCGUGGUAGACGACCCCUGGACGGAACAGGACCCGUGGCGAGAAGAAUGGAGAGCGAAGGAUGCGCGGGCAGAAGAUGACAAGCUCACACCACCAUCCAUGAGGGCAUCAGACACUUGGAAGGAGUGGAGAGACAGAUCCGAGCAGCGACAGUCCUGGGAUCAGGACGACGGAUGGAAGAGCAGACCCGGGCGACAACAUGCCUGGGAUCAAGACAACUCGUGGCAGAGUUGGAGCAGUCAAGGCAGCUCAUGGCAGCACGACCGCGGCUGGUGGCAGGGCCAGUGGACACAACCCAGACCAGCACCAUCCUGGCCAGGCUGGGAGAGAUUCAGGCUGUGGAAGCAGUACGUGAAGCGUUGGAAGGACAGCCUGCACCUGAGCGAGGUACAGGCAGCAGACAGGCUGCUGGAGAUUUUGCCCUGGGAGAUCAGGACGACUCUCGAGGACAUCCCAGACAGCGAGCUGACGGUAGAGAUCAUACUGAGGAGGAUGGGCUUCAAGUCCGGCGAGCGCGAGGACGACGACCUCUACCGGACAGGCAGUGAGGCCAUGCAGGACACGGAGAGGAAGAAGGACGAGGACCUGCACGCCUUCGCGGAGCGACGCCGACGUCAAUUCGACAAGGCGAAGAGCAUCGGGAUGGAGAUCCCGCAGAAGAUCCAAGGCAUGCUGCUGAUGCAAGGAGCUCGUCUCAACGAGCAGGGCAGGCAGAACCUCAAGAGCCUGACGAAGGGCUCGAUGCUGGGCGGGGACAUCCUCUGGGCACUGCCCAAGCUGGACACCGGAGGGAAGAUCUGGAGCGACGGCAAGCAGUCAUCGCUUUUGAGCAUGGGGUCGGAGGAGGCGCCGCCACCUUCCGAGCCCCAUCGGGCAGAGUCUGGGCCUGUCGAGGAGCCGAUCUACGAGUGGUCGUACUGGGCCGACGAGCUCGACUCCGAGGACGAGGCCAUGGUGCUCGUCGAGCUCUCAGAGAAGAGCCUCGCGGAGCCAGAGGUGGUCGAGACUUUGGCGCAGAUCGGAAAGACCAAGAAGACGUGGAAGGAGAACCAGCAGCUGAAGACGGCGCUCAAGCGGGAUCGAGGCUUCUGGAAGAAGAAGCGCCGGCUCACCCCGUCACAGCUGAAGCUGAUCACGAAGUGCGGCAACUGUGGAGAAGUAGGGCACUGGCACAAAGAGUGCAAGAAUCCUCACCGUCCCAGAGAGCGAGAUGGCAAAGGCAAACCUCGGUCUGGAGGGGCCGAGAUCGAGGCUUUCACGUUCGCGGCGAUUGGCGCGAGCGACGACCAGGACUUCAACCUCGACGGCAUCACGGUCCUGGGCAGGGAGGUGCUGGCGACCCUCAGGGAGAUCAUCAGCUCGGAGACCACGGAGCUCUCGCUGCUGAUUCUCGAGGGCGGCCUGAUCAUCGUGGACAGCGGCGCCUCCCAGGCGAUCAUAGGUCGCCGGGCUUUGAAGGAGCUCGAGGGAGAUCUGCAGCGACGAGGCCUGCGGAUCAACUGGAUCGAGAAGAGCGUCCAGACACCUCGGGGCAUCGGCAGAUCGGCCACGCUGGUCGGAGUCGCCGUGGUGCCUAUCUCCAUCGGCGGCAAGAGCGGGACCGUCGAGUUCGUGGUGACCGAGGAGGACCUGCCUCCACUUUUGCCAGGCGGGUUUCUCGAGCAGUUCGGCGCGGUGCUGGACUACGAGAAGGAUCUUCUUCUUCUGAAGAAGUUGGACUGUGAGACUGAGCUCCACCGGAUCGGGAAGAACCACCGGGGGAUCUACAUCAACGACUGGCGCGGGACAGAGAGCAGCUUCUCUCCCAGCUCGCGCGCCUUGCCAGCCGGCCUUGGCUCGGACGCCUUCCGAGCCCCGACUGAAAAAAAGGACGUGCUCUCUUGGAAGGAUCCCUCUAGACGCAACUACCGAGCUCACCGCGAGAUCCGCCUCAAGUCGAUGCGGAGCCGCCCAGACUCGGACAUCUCAGAGAGGGUCAAGAUCCAGUGGAUCAGGCUGCUGCAUGCCGGACUGAUGUGGAUACAGACCCUCAUGGACAAUUUCUUCGCUCUGAACAGGUGGUUCGUGACCUCAUACAACCAGCACGGGAACUGGGAGCAGUGCAGCAAGUGCAAGGUGAGGACGUCCUAUCGAGAGAUCGGGUAUCGCGGGGACGGCCACCGACAGAUGACGGCAUCAGAGAUGAGGAGGCUCAGGCAGAAGCUACCGCGCGAUGUCAGGCCACUGAGCUCGGCAGGUUCGGCGUCGCAGGAGGGCACAGCCCAGGCUCCGAGUCGACGCGCGGCGUCGGCGCCGAACGACGAGAACACCUGGUCGAGCUUCAACCAGGAGCCUCCACCUCCGUGGGCAUCGGAGAUGGUGCGAGGUCUAUCGGCAGCAGUGGCCGAGGCAAUGACGGCAUCCACGGGGCCGAUGGCAGCAGCGCUACGCGAGCAAUCUGUGACGCUCUCGCACAUGGUGGCCACGAUGCAGCAGAUGGCACCAGAACCCCCAGCAGCAAGCGGGAGUGCGGACUCCAGCACGCCGGCAUCGCCGACCGGACCGCCACCGACGACCACCGGGGCAUCUCCAAACCUCGGGUUCACCAUGGUGGAGGAGGCCCCG